Messenger RNA from Penicillium coprophilum, 222 nucleotides. RefSeq lists its product as uncharacterized. The transcript has a single exon. Bases 1 to 222 code for a protein of 73 amino acids. NCBI's taxonomy places the organism in Eukaryota, Fungi, Ascomycota, Eurotiomycetes, Eurotiales, Aspergillaceae. The record is from RefSeq and is a predicted model, not a curated record.
AUGGAGAAAAUCAUCUACGAAAAUUCCCAGAUAGCUCCAGACUCCACAGCCGUGGAGGACAAAACCUUGUCGCUGAGCUACUCCGAACUGCUUGCGGAAGCCGCUCAUCUAGCUCGCACGCUUGGAGAGGUAGCCUCUGGUGAACUUAUUGGCAUUUUUCUUGGCCCUGGUAUCUACCAGAUUGUUGCACAGCUGGCUGUGCGCCUAUAUGAUGGUACUUGA